AUGAAGUUCACCGCUGCUCUUGCGCUUGCGAGCGCCGUCUCUGUUGAGGCUGGUGUUAUUGCAGAAAGGGCUACCUAUGCGGUUAAGGGUGCCGCCGAAGGUUUCGCAAAGGGCGUCACUGGAGGAGGCUCCGCUGCUUGCGCUGUUCCCUCAAGCACCUCUGAGCUCAAGUCCUGGCUCAGCGACAGCACCGCCCGCUGCAUUGUCCUCGACAAGGAGUUCAACUUCAAGAGCACUGAGGGCACCGUCACCGAGAACGGCUGCAGGCCUGCAUCGAACAAGUGCCCCGGAAACGGUGGCCAGGAUGCCAUCAACCAGGCCAGCUGGUGCACUAACGGUAAUGCUGGUACAGGCUCGACUACCAUCAGCGUCACGUACGACAAAGCCGGUAUCAGCGGUCUCACCGUCGGCUCUAACAAGUCCAUCAUCGGCGUUGGUUCUAAGGGUGUCCUCCGUGGAAAGGGUCUCCGCAUCGCCAACGGCGCAAAGAACGUCAUCAUCCAAAACAUCCACAUCACCGAGCUGAACCCGCAGUACAUCUGGGGUGGUGAUGCCAUUGCCGUUGACGGCUCUGACCAGGUCUGGAUCGACCACAACAAGUUCUCCCUCAUCGGCCGCCAAAUGGUUGUCCUCGGUAACGGCGCCUCCAACCGCGUUACCAUCUCCAACAACGAGUUCGACGGCGUGACCUCCUGGUCCGCCACCUGCGACGGCCACCACUACUGGACUAUCUAUCUGACGGGCUCCUCCGACCUCGUCACCCUCAAGGGCAAUUACAUCCACCACACCUCCGGCCGCAGCCCCAAGACAGGCGGAAACUCACUCAUUCAUGCGGUAAACAACUACUGGUAUGCCAACAGCGGGCACGCGUUCGACAACGGCGCCGGCAGCAUGGUCGUCGCAGAGGGCAACAUCUUCCAGAACGUCGUCACACCUCUACUCGAGAACAAGGGAUCUUUCUUCGGCAGCCCGACCACGAGCGCGAACGCGGUUUGCAGCGCCAACCUCGGCCAUACUUGCCAGUUGAACUCUUUCGGUAGUUCGGGUACGCUGGGUGGCACUGACACUGCCUUCCUCAGCAACUUCAAGGGCAAGAACGUUGCCAGCGUUGCUACGGCGAGCGCGAGCACCAUCCAGAAUGCUGCUGGUGUUGGCAAGGUCUAA
Molecule: messenger RNA, 1164 nt
Organism: Didymosphaeria variabile
Lineage: Eukaryota; Fungi; Ascomycota; Dothideomycetes; Pleosporales; Didymosphaeriaceae
Exons: 3
Coding region: 1-1164 (387 amino acids)
Molecular function (GO): pectate lyase activity
Source: RefSeq, a predicted model, not a curated record